CCGUCUGGAUGACGUAGCGCCGUGCCGUGGCGUCAUCUCCAGGCACCGGGAGCAGCUGGCGCUGUUGACCGGCGCUAUGAGCGCGGAUGAUGAGCUGAGCCUGCUGGUCAUCGUCGUUGACGCCAACCCGAUCUGGUGGGGAAAGAAGGCGCUAGGAGAAGCUGAGCAGUUCACCCUGUCAAAAUGCAUUGAUGCAGUGAUGGUGCUGGGAAAUUCGCACUUAUUUAUGAAUCGCACCAACAGACUUGCUGUAAUAGCAAGUCACACACAAGAAAGCCGUUUCUUGUACCCUGGGAAGCGCUGGGCUUUUGCCGAUCCAUUUGGAGAUGGCGGUAGUUCCAUGGAAUCUAACUGCUCUGGCAGCAAGGAUGGAAAAUAUGAAUUGUUAACAGCAAUAAAUGAUGCGAUUGCAGAAGAGAUUAAAGACCUCAUGACAAAAACUGACAUGAGGGGCCAGCAAACAGAAACUCUCUUAGCAGGAUCACUUGCUAAAGCACUUUGCUAUAUCAACAAGAUGGGCAAAGAGGUAAAAGCCAAUCAAGAAAUGAAAUCAAGGAUUUUGGUCAUAAAAGCAGCAGAAGACAGUGCAUUGCAAUAUAUGAAUUUCAUGAACGUGAUCUUUGCGGCACAGAAACAGAGUAUUUUGGUUGAUGCCUGUGUCUUGGACUCUGAUUCAGGUCUUCUACAACAGGCUUGUGACAUUACGGGUGGCAUAUAUUUGAAAGUGCCCCAUAUGCCUUCCCUUCUGCAGUAUUUGUUGUGGGUAUUUCUCCCCGAUCAAGAGCAAAGAUCACAGCUUGUCCUUCCACCUCCUAUUCAUGUUGACUACAGAGCUGCAUGCUUCUGUCAUCGAAAUCUCAUUGAAAUUGGUUACGUGUGCUCUGUGUGCUUGUCAAUAUUCUGCAACUUCAGUCCUAUUUGUAGUACAUGCGAGACUGCUUUCAAAAUAUCAUUGCCACCUGUCAUGAAAGCUAAGAAGAAGAAAUUAAAGUUAGCUGUAUAACAACAUAAUGUAAAUACACCAUUACCUCCUCCAGUAAUUCCAUGAAAUGGAACAUACUUGAGAAAUUGAUGGCACUUUUUAUUGGGUAUGGAAGAGAACUGUAUGCAGUGUUACUACUUGUUUCGUAAGGGAUAAAUAUUUAAAUCGUAUGUCUUCUACACAGCCCUUUAAGUAACAAAUCGCUGUAUUACCAUGUAACCUGUGCUGUUUUAAAUACUAAUUCUUAAUUGUGAGAGGAAUCAGAAGUUACAGGCUGUUAAGAGAUGCACCCUGUGAAGUAGAAGGUAUUCUGGCCACUGCAAAGUUUCACACCUCCAAGUUAUUUUCAAAGACAAGAAAGCUCUGGUUCUUUUUGUAUGUUGGUGUAAAGGUAAGAAUGACCAUUUCACUGGUGUGCAGGAUUGGAACCUUAAUACUAUGUUAUUCAGGGACUUCAACUUCUUGCUAGCUUUUGCUAGCGAUUUUUAGACUUAGAAACUAAACAGCAUUAGUUUCGAAAUAAAUGAGCCAACAUUUUCAAGAUGGUUUAGAACCCACCUUUUUUU
Messenger RNA from Harpia harpyja (harpy eagle), 1548 nucleotides. It is a transcript of the gene GTF2H3, whose product is annotated as general transcription factor IIH subunit 3. NCBI's taxonomy places the organism in Eukaryota, Metazoa, Chordata, Aves, Accipitriformes, Accipitridae. The record is from RefSeq and is a predicted model, not a curated record. Gene Ontology annotation, cellular component: transcription factor TFIIH core complex; transcription factor TFIIH holo complex. The transcript is spliced from 13 exons. Bases 77 to 1003 code for a protein of 308 amino acids. Gene Ontology annotation, biological process: nucleotide-excision repair; regulation of DNA-templated transcription.